UAAUUCAACAAGUUAUAAGAAAAGUGUGGUUUUUAACAACUCAAGUACAUUGACCAAAAUUGUAAAUAUAAAAAGAUUGUGGCCACAACUCCACUACGUACAUAUUCCGACAAAAACAUGCAGAGUGGGUCCCACCAAAUUUAAUCAACUACCACCUCGGCGUGACACUCUAUAUACACUCGCCACAAACUCCAACAACUUUUCUCCGGCCAAAAAACAAUGGCAGCCACCGCCACCUCAAUCGACGCGCCACCCCACAUAGCUCUCUUCCCCUGCGCCGGCAUGGGCCAUCUCCUCCCAUUCCUCCGCCUCUCCGCCAUGCUCUCCUCACGGGGCUGCUCCGUCACCCUCAUCACCGUCAACCCCACAGUCAGCGCCGCCGAGUCGGACCACCUCUCCGCCUUCUUCGCCGCCCACCCCCAAAUCCAACGCCUCCACUUCCAACUCAUCCCUUACAAGAAAUCAAACUUCACAAACGAAGACCCUUUCUUCAUCCAGAUGGAAUCCAUCUCCAACUCCGUCCACCUCCUCCCUCCACUCCUCUCCACCCUCUCUCCGCCGCUCUCCGCCGUCGUCGCCGACUUCCCCAUCGCCCACGGCGUCGCCACCACUCUCUCCCCCGAACAACCACCCAUCCCAAUAUACACACUCGUCACCACUUCCGCCAGAUUCUUCACACUAAUGACACACCUCCCUCACCUUAUAACACAAAAAGAUAACAGCUGCAUCGAGAUUCCGUCACUCGGAAAGAUUCCGUUAUCGAAUAUUCCGCCGCCGAUGCUCGACCCCAACACCUUCUUCUCCGCCAACAUCAUCUCAAACGUCUCGUCUCUGUCGAAACUCAACGGCGUCCUCAUCAACACGUUCGACUCGUUCGAACCGGAAGCCAUUGAAGCACUGAGCCAAAACGCAGUACUGCCAGAAAUUCUCCACGUGGGCCCCUUCGAAUCACUCGAAACUGAAGCGCGUGCACACACUCUCCCAUGGCUAGACGAACAAGCUCCCAAAUCAGUUGUCUUCGUCAGCUUCGGAAGCAGAACAGCCCUAUCCAAACCCCAGAUCCGAGAACUAGGAAACGGGUUGUUGAAAACCGGGUCGAAAUUCUUGUGGGUGUUAAAAGGCGGGAAAGUUGAUAAAGAUGAUAAGGAAGAAGUGGGAGAGAUUCUCGGGGAAUCUUUUCUUGAGAGGGUGAAAGGUAAGGGUUUAGUUGUUAAGGGGUGGGUGGAUCAAGAAUUGAUUUUGGGUCAUGCUGCUAUUGGUGGGUUCGUUAGCCAUUGCGGGUGGAAUUCGGUUACGGAGGCGGCUCGAUUAGGGGUUCCGGUUUUCGGUUGGCCGUUGCAUGGUGAUCAGAGGGUUAAUGCAGAGGUGGUGGAGAAGGUGGGGUUAGGGUUUUGGGUUAGGGAGUGGGGUUUGGGAGAGAAAUUGGUGGGUGAAAAUGAGAUUGCUGAGAAGAUAAAGGACUUGAUGGGAAAUGAAAAUUUGAGGGGUAGAGCGAUGGAGGUGAAGGAGAAAGCUCGACUCGCGAGAGAAAUUGAUGGGAGUUCGGAAAUGCUGAUUCGAGGCCUAAUCGAGUCGUUGAAGAACAAGGGGAAAGCGUAAUUUUUAGUUUUCAUAGAAUAAGGGAGAAUGGCCGAGGAUUUGAUUUUCAUGCUUCGUAAGUUGUAAUAAAUAUUUAAAAUGUGUUGUUUGCAAAUAAUCAGAGUUCGGUUAUGGCUUGAUUUUUGUUCCACCA
This is a messenger RNA of Erythranthe guttata (spotted monkey flower), 1732 nucleotides long. RefSeq names its product UDP-glycosyltransferase 708C2. NCBI's taxonomy places the organism in Eukaryota, Viridiplantae, Streptophyta, Magnoliopsida, Lamiales, Phrymaceae. The record is from RefSeq and is a predicted model, not a curated record. Gene Ontology annotation, molecular function: UDP-glucosyltransferase activity.